AUGGGGAAACUUGUUGAGGACGUGCCUCCAUUCACACCUGGUCAAAACAUCAGAGCUCAGACUUAUAUGUAUGAACUCCCGUCGCGCCUAUCAAUUCAUUUUAUCUUAAGAACAGUUGCAAAAACUCCAUUGACACUCUUGCUUACCGUGUCACCAUAG
Messenger RNA from Sclerotinia sclerotiorum 1980 UF-70, 159 nucleotides. RefSeq lists its product with no specific name. The record is from RefSeq and is a predicted model, not a curated record. The coding region runs from base 1 to 159 and encodes 52 amino acids. NCBI's taxonomy places the organism in Eukaryota, Fungi, Ascomycota, Leotiomycetes, Helotiales, Sclerotiniaceae. The transcript is spliced from 2 exons.